Molecule: messenger RNA, 2678 nt
Organism: Artibeus jamaicensis (Jamaican fruit-eating bat)
Lineage: Eukaryota; Metazoa; Chordata; Mammalia; Chiroptera; Phyllostomidae
Gene: PPP2R3B
Product: protein phosphatase 2 regulatory subunit B''beta
Exons: 13
Coding region: 430-2091 (553 amino acids)
Biological process (GO): protein dephosphorylation
Cellular component (GO): protein phosphatase type 2A complex
Molecular function (GO): protein phosphatase regulator activity; calcium ion binding
Source: RefSeq, a predicted model, not a curated record
CCGGCCCAGGACCACAGGGCAGGGUGCGCGCUCCGGGGCAGGUCCUGUCUGCUGCUGCUGCACAGCCUCCCCUUGUCUGGAGCGCGCCUGCCUUUGUCCCCUCCCUCCCGGGAACUCGCAGGCGCUGCCCCUGCGUCCUCUCGCCGCCGCCGACCUCUCAGUGUCAGUCUCUGUCCCCGUCCCUUGGGUGGGCUGAGCUGCAGACAGUCGCCGCGCCCCUCCCGUCACCGGCACAGAGAACAGCUCCGGCAGCCACCUGGGGCUCCCUCCCUCCCUCUCGCUGCUGCCGUUGCCGCCACAGCGGGCUCCCUGCUCAGCUGCCACUGCCCUGCCGGCCCUGCCUCCCCCACCCUCCAGCCAUGUGCCCGCCUCAGCCUGUGGAAUGCGUGCGGCCCAGGGCCGGCCCCCAGAGCGCCCGCCCGGCCGCGCAUGGAGCGCGCUGAGCCCGGCCACCCUCUCCGCCCUGCCCGGCACAGCUGCCGCCUCGAGCCCCCUGGCCCGGCCCAGCCCCGAGACCCCGGGCCCCGGUGGCCCGUGCGUGUGGACAUGCGGCUCCGCGAGCUGUCCCUGCGCCAGGACCCAGACCUGAGGCAGGAGCUGGCCUCGCUGGCCCGCGGCUGCGACUUCGUGCUGCCCUCGCGAUUCAAGAAGCGGCUCAAGGCCUUCCAGCAGGUGCAGACGAGGAAGGAGGAGCCCCGGCCGCCGGCCUCCAGCCAAAACAUUCCCGCCUUCUACUUUCCUCGCGGUCGGCCACAGGACACAGCGAACACCGACGCUGUCAUCGCUAAGAUCGAGAGAACCUUCGCCCAGUUCCCACACGAGAGGGCCACCAUGGAGGACAUGGGCAGAGUGGCCAAGGCCUGUGGCUGCCCGCUGUACUGGAAGGGGCCCCUCUUCUGCUGCGCCGGCGGGGAGCGCACGGGCUCCGUCUCCGUGCACAAGUUCGUCGCCAUGUGGAGAAAGAUCUUGCAGAACUGCCACGACGAUGCCGCCCGGUUCGUCCACCUGCUCAUGAGCCCGGGUUGCAACUACCUGGUGCAGGAGGACUUCGUUCCCUUCCUGCAGGACGUGGUGAACACCCACCCCGGCCUGGCCUUCCUGAAGGAGGCGUCGGAGUUCCACUCGCGCUACAUUACCACGGUCAUUCAGAGGAUCUUCUACGCUGUGAACAGGUCCUGGUCGGGGCGGAUCACCUGUGCUGAGCUGCGCAGGAGCACCUUCCUGCAGAACGUGGCGCUGCUGGAGGAGGAGGCGGACAUCAACCAGCUGACGGAGUUCUUCUCCUACGAGCACUUCUACGUCAUCUACUGCAAGUUCUGGGAGCUGGACACCGACCACGACCUGCUCAUCGACCCGCAGGACCUGGCCCGGCACAACGACCACGCCAUCUCCACCCGCAUGGUCGAGAGGAUCUUCUCCGGAGCCGUGACGCGAGGCAGGAAAGUGCAGAAGGAGGGCAAGAUCAGCUACGCCGACUUUGUCUGGUUCCUCAUCUCCGAGGAAGACAAGAAGACCCCGACCAGCAUCGAGUACUGGUUCCGCUGCAUGGACCUGGACGGGGACGGGGCGCUGUCCAUGUUCGAGCUGCAGCACUUCUACGAGGAGCAGAGCCGCCGGCUGGAGGGCAUGGGCAUCGAGGCCCUGCCCUUCGAGGACUGCCUCUGCCAGAUGCUGGACCUGGUGCAGCCGGAGUGCGCAGGCAGGAUCACGCUGCGCGACCUCAAGAGGUGCAAGCUGGCCUACGUCUUCUUCGACACCUUCUUCAACAUCGAGAAGUACCUGGACCACGAGCAGAGGGAGCAGGUGUCCCUGCUCAGGGAGGCGGAGGCAGAAGGCCCUGAGCUGUCGGACUGGGAGAGGUACGCGGCCGAGGAGUACGACAUCCUGGUGGCCGAGGAGGCCGCGGGGGACCCCUGGGAGGAUGGGUACGAGGCGGAGCUGAGCCCCGUGGACCAGAAGCUGAGCGCCCUGCGGACGCCGCUGGCCCAGAGGCCCUUCUUCCAGACGCCGUCCGUCCUGGGUGCCACUGACCUGUACGAGGACGAGGAGGAGGAAGAGGAGGGCAGUGACGACGACAUGCAGCCCUCGUGACCGCCUCCGAGGGCCGUGGGUGUGGUCGGCGACGCCGCAGCUCCUGCGUGGAAGCCAACAGCACUGUGCGUGACCGUUCCGGAGGGUGAGCUCUUUACGGAACACGAGGUGCGCUCGUUCAGAGUGAUGCGUCUGUUUAUUUAUUCGGCGCCGAGGCUGGGCGCAGCUGGGCCCGGAUGGGGGACACUGCCGCCUGGCCCGGCGGGCAGAGCGGACGCUGGCCCGGGAGACGCUGGGGCCACUGUCAGACCCACGGUUUGGAGACGGACCGGGCCGACCGAUGGGUGACGCCCCAGGGAACCCUGUUCUGUCUUGGGAGGACCUACCCGUUCCUGGGACCUGUCCCUGCGCGGUCGGCUGCGUCGCUGUCUGCGUCCGGUCGGCGGCGAGUGCGUCCAGACGCUGCGCCCUGCAUCCCGCGUCUGCCCGCGUCCGGGCACUGGGCUGCCCCCUGGUGACGCUUCUGCGAUCCUUUCCUCCUCCGUGUACAAACUGUACAGUUAACGUGUAUUUGCUGUGGAGCGCGAUUUUAAAACGUUUUACGAGAUCACAUUUGUAUUUUCAAAUAAAUAAUUUAAGGGUUUUCA